Toxotes jaculatrix (banded archerfish) is the source of this 10223-nucleotide messenger RNA. It is a transcript of the gene col7a1, whose product is annotated as collagen, type VII, alpha 1. The transcript has 119 exons. Gene Ontology annotation, molecular function: protein binding; serine-type endopeptidase inhibitor activity. The coding region runs from base 206 to 9445 and encodes 3079 amino acids. NCBI's taxonomy places the organism in Eukaryota, Metazoa, Chordata, Actinopteri, Toxotidae. The record is from RefSeq and is a predicted model, not a curated record.
GCGACACGAGUUCAUUUUUUGAGCGACCGUGGAGUUGUCUUGUGCUUUUUGUCAUUUUUUUUCGGUGAAGCUGUGACACUGGACACUGGGUACUGUGAGGACAGACACUGCACGGAGAGCUAAGGCUGGAUAUGCCACAGGUGGAAAGGUGGGGAGCGGCAGGCUGUGGCCCGGUGCGAGGAGCAGAGAUCCGCAGGUCGUGAAGAUGUGGAGCUGGGUUUUCACUGUGACGGUCCUGCUGUCCUCCAUGAAACAGGCUGAGGCUCAGGGCAGGUGUAAUAAUGUGCAAGCAGCAGAUAUUGUUUUCCUGGUUGAUGGGUCUUCCAGCAUUGGCCGAAUUAACUUCCUGCAGGUGAAGGGCUUCAUGGCUGGAAUCGUCAAACCAUUUGCCAGCUCUGUCAGUGAGUCAGGGAUACGGUUUGGGGCCGUACAGUACAGCGACACCUCCAGGGUUGAAUUCACCUUUACUACCUACCUAAAUGGCACCGAGCUGGUCAGUGCCGUACAAAAUCUAAACUACAAAGGUGGAAACACACGCACUGGUGCUGGUCUCAAGUUUGUCUCUGAUAACUUCUUCAACGCAGCGAGCAGUCGGGAUGUCCCGAAGAUCGCUGUCCUCAUCACAGAUGGAAAGUCACAGGACAGUGUGCAAGAACCAGCACAGAAGCUGCGCAGUCAAGGAGUGCACGUUUUUGCAGUAGGCAUAAAGAGUGCAGACAGGAAUGAACUGGCUCAGAUCUCCUCUCAGCCCAGCAGUGAUUUCACUUCCUUUGUUGGGGACUUCAAACUGCUCAACACACUUCUUCCUCUUGUGAGCCCCCAAGUGUGUUCCAAAGCAGGAGGAGUCUAUGCGAGUGAUGAGGCAUUUUCUGGUCCAUCCAACAUUCAGUUUACAGGGCAGACGUCCGAUUCGCUCAGGUUUCGCUGGAGUGCUGCAGGGGGGCCUGUGAGUGGCUAUUUAGUCCAGUAUGUGCCCCUCUCCGGCCUGGGUCAGCCUAUCACGGCAGAAUUGCGUCAGGAGACCGUCUCUGCUAGUCAGAGGACCUUCACUGCGCGAGAGCUGAGGUCAGGGACAGACUACCUGGUGACUGUUAUCGCCCAGUACCCAAACAGUGUGGGAGAGUCUGCUUCUGCCAAGCAACGAACCAGGUCCUUGCCAGGUGUCUCCAGUCUACGGUUGGUCCAAGCAGGCUUCUUCUCUCUGACUGUGGGCUGGGAUCAGCCUUCAUCUCCCGUCCAGGGCUACAGACUCACCUAUGGACUGCGAGGUCAGCCAGCGGCUCAGCUACUGGAGCAGUCUCUGUCUGCAGACUCCACAUCUGUCACCUUGGAGUCACUUCAGCCUGACACAGAGUAUGUCAUUAGUCUCUAUCCCCUGUUCCCCAGAAACUCUGCAUCUCCAUCCAUCCUCAAUGCCCGCACAUUGCGCCUUGAGGCAGUGAAGCAGUUAUCAGUGGAGACGGAGUCAGAGGGCAGUGUUCUUUUGCGGUGGAGAGGCGUCAGUGGUGCUCAGGCCUACCGUCUGGUCUGGGGACCUUUUACAGGUCGAAAUGUUGAGACUGUGGAGGUUGCUGGUAACAGUGAGUCUUACACUUUGACCAGACUGCAGGCUGACACUGAGUACAUCGUCACUAUCAUCCCGCUGUAUGAGGGCAACACUGAGGGACCCGUAGCCACUGCCAGGUUCAAGAUUGAGCGUCAGGAGCAGCAGAUCCUCAGAGCCACUAUCACCAGUUCCUCCUCUAUCCGCCUCAACUGGCGAUUCAUUCAGUCCUCUCAAGGGUAUCGUCUGGAGUGGCGGGAGGGGGAAGGGGGCCGUGUCCAGAGCCUGGCCUUUCCUAGGAGCACUACUACUUAUGAGUUAACUGGCCUCCAGCCCAAUACAGAAUAUAUUGUGACCCUGUAUACCCUGUUUGAGGGUCGUGAGGAAGCCACACCUGUCUCCACCACAUCCAGAGUGGAACAGCCAGUGGGGAGGGUGUCCAACCUCAGAGUUGUGGAGUCUCUGGGCAGUACUGUCAGACUUGGCUGGACAGGUGUAGCCGGGGCCACACAGUACCGCAUCAUUAUCCUGAAUGCAGAAGAGGGAACAGAGGAAAUCCAGACUAUCCCUGGGAACCAAACGACCCUUGAUCUCAGAGACCUGACAGUGGGCGUGUCUUAUGGUGUCAGUGUCACAGCACUGGUGGGAGAAAAUGAAGGAGACCCAGUCACUGUCUCCAUAAAACCAGAGCAAGGUGCUGGCAGAGUGACUAACCUAAGAGUUACAAACGCAAACAGCCGAAGAAUUCGAAUUGCCUGGACAGGUGUUGCUGGGGCAACAGGGUACAGGGUUACUUGGAGACAGGGCAGCAGUGGGGAGCGAUCCCGUCUUCUGGGGGCGGAGGCCACGGCCUUCACUAUAGAAGGCUUGCAACCAGAUGAGGCGCUGGUUAUUGGUGUUGCAGCUGUUGCUGAUCAACGCGUUGGAGAGGUGGUCACACUGUCUGCUCGGACUAAUCCCCAUAGUGGAUCGGUGUCUGGACUUCGCAUCAUUGAUGUCACAUCUAAGAGGAUACGCAUUGCAUGGUCAGCAUCCUCUAGAGCAACUGGCUAUAAGAUCACUUGGCGCCGUAAUGAUGGAGUUGAAACAACUCGUAACGUGGCAGCUGAUGUCACUUCCUUCACCAUUGAUGGACUACAGUCAGAUUCGUCCUACAAUGUGCUAGUUUCUGCUCUCAGUGGCUCUCGAGAGGGAAGCCCUUCUACCUUGAAUGUCCGAACAGAAUCAGAUCAGUCAGUGGUUGGGACUGUGACGUCACUUCAGGUCCAAGAGACCCCUGGAAGGGUUGUCCGGGUCACUUGGGUUGGUGUGCAGGGAGCGACGGCUUAUCGUGUUUCUUGGAGGAGAACAGAUGGUGGUGAAGAGAGGACCGAGCUGGUUGGAGGAGAUGUGACGGCUGUGGAUUUAGACCAGCUGGACCCUGGUGUUCAGUACGAGGUGCAGGUCAUAGCUUUAGUUCAAAACAGAGAGGGAACCCCUGUGUCCGUCAGAGUCACCACACCCGGUGUCUAUACCCCCCCUGCCACAACUUUACGAGUGGCAGAGGUUACCCAGAGUUCUGUGCGGCUAGACUGGAUUCCAGUACCAGGAGCCACAGGAUACAUUCUGCGCUGGAGAGAGCAGACAGAUAUUGGUCAAGGUGUGUCUGUUUCGCUGCCUGCUACAUCCAGCUCUUACCAGGUGACUGGGCUGCGUUUGGGCCGUCUAUAUCGUUUUAGUGUGCAGCCCACCUUUGAAAAUCGAUUGGGAAGAGAGGCAUCUGUAGAGGAACGCACAGUGUGUGUGGGCGGGCGUCUGGAUGUGGUGUUUCUGGUGCCGGCAUCUACAGACCGGAUUACCCUUGCAAGACCUCUGCGCGACCUCCUCACAAGCGCAGCGGGGUCACUCAGCACCAUUGGAGCCCUCGACUCACAGGUGGGAGUUGUUGUAUACAGUUACAGACCCAAAAUAUGGUUCUUGCUCAAUCGCCAUGGCAGAUUUGACACACUGCUUCAAGAGAUCCAGACCACACCCUUUGACGAGAGCCCAGGGAAUAACAUUGGCGAGGCGGUGUCCUUCACCAGACAGUACGUUCUGACCCCCUCAGCUGGACGGAGACCAGCUGUCCCUGGCGCUGUUGUCAUCAUCGCUGACAAAAAGUCAGCUGACAACCUCACUCUUGCAGCCAACAAUCUCAGAGCUACAGGUGUCACAGUAUUAGCAGUAGGUAUCGACCAGGCGGACACUGAGGAGCUGCGUCGCGCUGUGACGGACGGCAGCACCCAGAACAUCCUGUAUACCCGUGAUGCAGCACAGCUGGACACACUACAUAGUGAUCUGGCAGAUUUGCUCUGUGGAAUUGCCCGAAUACCAGGGCCAGCUCCCGGUCCAGAUCAGUGUACCAUUCAGUGCCCCCGGGGUGAGAAGGGAGAUCGUGGAGAGAAGGGUGAGAGAGGUAGAGAUGGUGCAGAUGGACGCAAAGGAGAGCCGGGUCGUGAUGGUUUGCCUGGAAGGGAUGGCCUCAGAGGCCCUGAAGGACGCCCAGGUACACCAGGCCAAAAUGUCCCUUUUGACCCCUCGCUGGUGAUGAAGGGAGAAAAGGGAGAGAGGGGUUUUCCUGGUAUUGAUGGAAAUCCGGGGUUGCCAGGACGACCAGGUGCCCCUGGAAAUGCAGGAGUGCCGGGUUCACAGGGCCUACCUGGUAUCAGAGGAAACCCAGGUGAACCAGGUACUACAGGGCCACCAGGACCAAAGGGCGAUAAAGGUGAAAGGGGUGAACCAGGCUCUGGAGGGGGUCUUCCAGGGAGGAAAGGAGAGCCAGGCAUCCCAGGAAUACCGGGCACUCCAGGUCGGCCAGGUAGCGACGGGGCCAAAGGGGCCCCUGGAGUUCUUGGGUCACCAGGUCAGGAUGGCCGCCCAGGGAUACCAGGAACACCAGGACUCUCCAUCAAGGGAGACAAGGGCAGCCCAGGAGAGAGGGGACCUCCAGGAGUAGGCAGUGGGGUGGCUGUGAAGGGCGAGAAGGGCUCCCCAGGUACUCCAGGACCUCCAGGGGCUCAAGGUCCUAGAGGGCCAACAGGACCACAGGGCAGCAAAGGAGACAAGGGCGACGGUGCUGAUGGGCUACCCGGACCUCCAGGCAGGCAAGGAGAGCCUGGGGACAGGGGUCCCCGUGGACCUCCAGGAGAGAUUGGCAGUAAGGGUGACCGAGGACCAUCAGGUGAGCCUGGAUCACAGGGAGACAGGGGUGAGAGAGGACCGACUGGGGAAACCGGGGAGAGAGGGGACCCAGGAAAGCCAGGCGGCCCAGGACUACAAGGGUUGAGAGGUUUACCGGGGCCCAGUGGACCGCCAGGAGAAAAGGGAAACGAGGGAGCACGAGGAGAACCUGGCAAAAGUAUUCCAGGUUUGCAAGGAAAGAAAGGUGAACGGGGGGAGCAGGGUCUGCCUGGUCCCGAGGGGCAGAGGGGAGAAAAAGGAGAGCCUGGACUAAGAGGAGAGAAGGGGUCUCCAGGGUCAGGAGGGUCAGGUGUCAUCGGACCUAAAGGAGAGCCGGGAGAGCGAGGACUCACUGGUAUCAGUGGAAAGCCGGGUGCCAAGGGAGACCCUGGUGAACCAGGAGAGAGGGGGGAGAAUGGCCGCCCAGGAAUCCCAGGAAAGCCCGGUCUUCCUGGGAAAGAGGCAGAAAGAGGAGAGAAGGGAGAUGAAGGCACCUCUGGGGAGCCUGGACUUCCAGGAAAGCCAGGAGAAAGAGGACUGAGGGGACUGACUGGUCAGCCCGGACGACCAGGCGAGAAAGGAGACAUGGGAGACCCUGGAGAGCAUGGACGAAAUGGCAGCCCUGGACCUGCGGGACUGCGAGGAGAGAAAGGAGAACAGGGACCUCAAGGCCCACCAGGACCACCAGGAAAAGUGACUGACGUCCAGGGCCAGCUGAAAGGAGAGAGGGGAGAGAAGGGCGACGCCGGCGACCCAGGAGAGCAUGGCAGCAAAGGUCAGAAAGGCGAAGCAGGGACUCCCGGAGCCCCAGGCCUGCGAGGUCCAGAGGGACAGCGGGGGCCUGCAGGCACAAGAGGUGACACAGGAGAAAGAGGAGCACCUGGAGAGAAGGGAGAAAGGGGUGCAUCCGGCUUAGAUGGACGUCCAGGUCUGGAUGGUAAACCAGGUGCUCCUGGACCACUUGGGCAGAGGGGUGAUCCUGGAAAACAGGGGGAUUCUGGGAGAGAUGGUUUACCGGGACUUAGAGGGGAACAGGGCCCACCAGGGCCUGUUGGACCUCCAGGCACCCCAGGGACACCUGGUAAAGCAGGCGAAGAUGGCAAACCUGGGCCUCCUGGCAAAAUGGGUGAGGAUGGAGUGCCAGGUGAAGAUGGGAGAAAGGGUGACAAAGGAGAAGCUGGAGCGGCUGGAAGAGAUGGCCGUGAUGGGCAGAAAGGAGACCAGGGCCCGUCUGGGCCUGUUGGUCCCUCUGGUCCUCCGGGAACUCCUGGCAGCAUUGGUCCUCCUGGGCAGGUUGUGUAUGUAAAAGGAGCUGAAGCAACCCCAAUCCCAGGCCCACAGGGGCCACCAGGAACCCCUGGCGUCCCUGGGAUCCCAGGAACUGUUGGAGCCAGAGGAGAAAGAGGUCUUCCUGGCCUUAAAGGUGAAGCUGGAGACCCAGGAGAGGACGGGGCGCCAGGCAAACCUGGGACAGCGGUGGAUGUACAGAAGGCUCUAGGCAUCCUUGGUAUUCAGUUGUCUGAUCUGAAGGUGGUUGUAGACAAGAAGGACAAACUCCUGGCUCCUCCACCGCUGAAGGCAGAAAAAGGUGAAAAAGGAGACAAGGGGGAGCCAGGACAAAGGGGACCAUCUGGUGUGGAUGGUGCUCGUGGUUUUCCGGGUGAGAGGGGAGCCAAAGGUGACCAAGGGGAGCGAGGACCCAUGGGAGCAACGGGGGCUCCUGGCAGAGCCAUUGGAGAACGAGGGCCGGAGGGGCCCCCAGGGCCUGCUGGAGAGCCAGGCAAGCCAGGAAUACCAGGUGUUCCUGGGCGAGCUGGGGAACUGGGGGAGGUUGGAAGACCUGGAGAUAAGGGGGAGAGGGGAGAGAGAGGUGACAAAGGAGAUCCUGGAAAAACUGGGCUAACAGGGCCAGCAGGCCCCCCGGGUCAAAAGGGAGCAUCUGCUGAUUCAGUACUGAUUGGUACGCCUGGUGCCAGAGGUCCUCCAGGGCUUGCAGGACAAAAGGGAGAACCUGGUGCAGUGGGACCAGCAGGACCCAAAGGAGACCGGGGUUUUGUGGGACCUCGAGGUGAUAAAGGAGACAGAGGAGAGUCUGGAGAAAAAGGACGUGAUGGCUCGUCGGGAAUACCAGGAGAACCAGGAAAACCUGGUCAGGAUGGGAAACCGGGCCCAAUAGGGCCUGCUGGUCCUCGAGGGCAACCAGGAAACCCAGGAGAACCUGGAAUGAGGGGGCCAACUGGCCCCAUGGGUCCCAAUGGGCUUCCAGGUCCACCGGGUGUGAAGGGUAAUCAAGGAGAACCAGGUGUUGGUGUCCAGGGUCCUCCUGGUGCCCAGGGGAGCACAGGUCUGCCAGGACCACCAGGUCCUCCAGGAGCUGUUGGUCCACAGGGCCCUCCAGGACUGCCAGGGCAGGUGGGUGAAGCAGGUAAACCCGGAGUUCCUGGAAGGGACGGGGUGCCUGGCAAAGAAGGAAUACCUGGAUUACCAGGAAAGCAGGGCAUCGCUGGACCUUCAGGCCAGACCGGCUUAAAGGGAGAGCAGGGAGACAGCGGUCCUCCUGGAAAGGCAGUGGCUGGACCCCCUGGACCCAAAGGAGAGCCGGGUCGUCCUGGUCAAACACUGCCAGGCACGCCUGGAGACAGAGGUCUGUCAGGGGAAAAGGGUGACAGAGGGGACAAAGGUGGUGCUGGCAUCAGAGGGGAAAGAGGAGUGGCUGGUGAACCAGGAGAGCCUGGAGAAGACGGGGCACAGGGAUCCCCUGGGCCGAAAGGAGAUAAGGGAGAGAGGGGCAUAGGACUGGCAGGUCCUCCAGGUCGGAUCGGACCUCAAGGUUUAAAAGGAGAUCCAGGCCUUCCUGGUCCAGCUGGUCCUCCAGGGCCACAGGGGAAGGCUGGUGAUGCUGGGCAGCCUGGCCAGAGAGGAGAACCUGGACAACCAGGACCUGCAGGACCACAGGGGGAAAGGGGUUUCCAAGGUUUUGCAGGCCGCGCUGGAAAUGUUGGAGCUCCUGGUCCACCUGGACCUUCCGGACAGGCAGGUGCUCCUGGCACCAAUGGGGUCAAAGGGGACAAGGGGGAUGUUGGCGUUGGUGUCCCUGGUCCCAGAGGAGAUAGAGGAGAUCCAGGGUCCCGAGGCGAGAAGGGUCUUGCUGGCUUGGAUGGGGAGAGAGGGCCAACAGGUCCCCCAGGGAUUCGAGGGGUUCGGGGAGAGAAGGGAGAUGUCGGACUGCAAGGUGACAAAGGAGAGAAGGGGGACACUGUGCUGGUGGGAGGACCUCCUGGAGAAAAGGGCAACAAAGGAGAAACAGGAGACAGAGGGCCCAAGGGUGUGCAGGGAGAAAAAGGGGUGAAGGGUCAAGAGGGACCUCCAGGGGAGCAGGGUCUGAGGGGAGAGCCAGGAGAAAGAGGAUCCACUGGAUUCCCGGGCGCCCGUGGCCCUGGUGGACAGAAGGGGGAAGCCGGCCAACCUGGGGUACCUGGUGAAUCGGGUUUGCCGGGAAAAGAUGGACUGUCAGGGCGUAAGGGGGAGAAGGGAGAGAUUGGUAUCAUAGGAAUGAGAGGAAUCAAGGGUGACCGAGGACCAAAGGGGAUUUGUGGAGCCGAUGGACCCAAAGGAGAAAAGGGGGAUGCUGGUAUUCAUGGACGAUCGGGCCUACCAGGGAGAAAAGGUGAACAGGGGGAUGUUGGACCUCCUGGAGCCCCUGGGACCCCCGGAAAAGAGGGGUUAGUUGGUCCCAAGGGUGACCGUGGUUUUGACGGGGUUGCAGGACCCAAAGGAGCUCAGGGAGAGAAAGGUGAAAGGGGUCCGCCUGGAAUACCUGGCCCUCCUGGUCCCAGAGGAGCGGAUGGGGCCCCUGGUCUGACUGGUACUCAGGGACCGGCUGGUGCUAAAGGCCCUGAGGGGCUCCAGGGACAGAAGGGAGAGAGAGGCCCAAUUGGUCCCGCCAUGGUUGGUCCACGUGGUAUCCCAGGUAUCCCAGGAGAGAGAGGAGAGCCGGGAGAUAUGGGCCCAGAUGGAGCCAAGGGAGACAGAGGAGAGCCAGGCAUGACGGAGGAUGAGAUCAGAGAUUACGUUCGCUCUGAGAUGAGUCAGCACUGUGCGUGUGGAGGUUCAGGCCCGGACAUUCGGUCCCAGCCCACGGUCAGGGCUCGGCCUGCACUAGAGCAACAACAGGUCCUGAAGGGUGAGGAGGGCCGUGAGCUGCGUGUGGUGGUGAACACCAACGACCCGGAGUAUGAGCACAUUUACUCCAUCGAGGCCUACGACGACCCCAUGGAUGAACUGCUUUACUUCACUCCUUCAGUCAAUCAGAGUGACGGUGAGGCUGUCAAAAAGGAAUCAGAGAAAACAGUCAGAGUUGAACCAAACAAAUCAGCCAGUGCUGACGUUCAGAAAAAAGCAACAGUUGAUGGUCAGAAAGCAGUCAAAGUCACACCUGUGAAAGCAGUCAAUUCCAGAACAGUCAGGUCCAAGAGGACAAUCAAAGGGGAAGCCCCAGCAGACCUGUGCCAGCUACCCAUGGAGGAGGGGAGCUGUGGACGAUACACUCUGCGCUGGUACUUUAACAGUCAGGCUCAGGCUUGCAGGCCCUUCAUCUACAGCGGCUGUGAAGGAAACGACAACCGCUUCCUCCAGCUGGAGGAGUGCGAGGAGGUCUGCCUUGGGGAGGCCAAAGGUCCUCGUCCGUUGAAGACAGCACGAUGAUUGUGGCCCAUUCUUCCUUAGCCACAGGAAUGUUAGCCUUAAUAUAGCUUUUAUAGAUCAUUAUUGUGUCAAAUGUCAAGAUUUGUUUAUUUAUUGUUCUUUAAACCCAACCAAACUUCACCCCGGGUUGAGAGGGGAUACCAGAGUGCCUCCUUAGUUUAUGUCCUCAAAACAAUGCAAAAUAAUCUAAAGACAAUCGAGGCCUGUUUCUACCCCUGUGCUUCAUGUUGCCUUAAAACAAUCACUAAUAGUGAUGAUCAGACCUCUGUUAAAGCUGGCACAAAAUGCUAAUGAGAAUUCAGCUUACUAUGACUCAGUUGUGUAGCUGUCAUGAUUUUCAGUGGCUGUUGUCUGAAUUGUAAGGUGUCAGAGAAGAAUGAGAAGUUCAGGACAUUUUGUUAAGAGAAAGAACAAACUACAACCUUUAUGAACUUACCAAACUGGUAGUUGCUACAAGGAUGUUGUGUUAUGAGGUGUUUUUACUAUUUUUGCUCACUCCUUGUAGUAAAAUGUGCUGAGGUGUAGGUUUUGUAAGUAUUUUCCCCAUUUGAAAUGGGAAGUUUUCUUCUAAUGAUAAUCUUACUGUAAUGUUCCUCAACAAAAGAAACAAAAUUUUAGCUUAGUAUUUCAACUUUCUCAGAAACCAUGUCAUUUCAGUAAGUCUGGUUAGCAAAUGGCUCUAAAAACUAAAAGUAUUUAGUUGCAACUGCUGGGGCCAUUCCUGUGGAGAAGACAAAAAAAAAAAAAAGUGCACCAUAAAUGAUGAAUUCAUCCGGAA